ACCUGCGCGGCUUGUAAAAACCUGAGAGAAGAGAGGUGGCGGAAAGUCAGACUGGGUUAAUUUUGCAAGGAAAUCUGGAAACGGCGCACAAAGGCUUAUCAAAACUCAAAGAUAAUCUUUUUUUUGCUACUAUUCCAGGCUAAAUACUGGUUCAGAGUCUGCGGUCAGCCGGUGAACAGUAAGCGACCCAGAGCGCUUCUACCAGCUGGACAAACAAUAACAAUCCCUUUGCUGUCACAUCAUGAACCCUGAAUAUGACUACUUAUUCAAGCUUCUUCUGAUUGGAGAUUCUGGAGUUGGAAAGUCCUGCAUUCUCUUGCGUUUUGCAGACGACACCUACACAGAGAGUUUCAUCAGCACGAUCGGAGUGGAUUUCAAGAUCAGAACUAUUGAGUUGGAUGGAAAAACUAUUAAAUUGCAGAUAUGGGACACCGCUGGACAGGAGAGAUUCCGCACGAUUACAUCCAGCUACUACAGAGGAGCUCACGGGAUCAUUGUUGUGUAUGAUGUUACGGAUCAGGAAUCCUACAACAACGUGAAACAGUGGCUGAAGGAAAUCGAUCGCUAUGCGAGUGAAAAUGUCAACAAACUACUUGUAGGAAAUAAGUGUGACCUCACUACAAAAAAAGUUGUGGACUACACUACAGCUAAGGAGUUCGCUGACUCUCUUGGCAUCCCUUUUCUUGAGACGAGUGCCAAAAAUGCCACGAACGUGGAGCAGGCCUUCAUGACCAUGGCAGAGGAAAUAAAGAAGCGCAUGAGACCAGGGACUUCAGGGGGUUCCGAGAAACCUGAUCUUAAAAUCGAAAGCACCCCAGUGAAACAGUCAGGCGGCGGAUGCUGCUAGAGCAUAUUUUCUCAAGGAGUGUGAUGAGCAUGACUGGACACUGAUGAGUAUUGUGUAGAGAUGACCAAUUUGGAUAUUAAUGACAGACUUUCUCCUACAUGGUGCUCAAUAAAGUCAGAAAUCAUUACUGUUGUUUAACAAAGAAGCAUUCAUGGCUUAUCCCACAUUUUCGUUGUGUUUGAAAAUAAGAUUAAAGCACAGACACACUCUGAUUCAAAUGAAGGUGAAAAAUGUCCAGAUCACUGUGUUAAUAGUUGAUCCAAUUAAUUGAUCCAAUCGUGUGAAUAUUCAUAACCUAUGAACUGGGAUUCGCAACUCUGAAGUGGUGCCUUUUCUUGUUCAUGCUUUGAAGAAGAUCAAGUGGUUGAGUGGUCAUUGUACAUCAGCAUGGUAAAGCAGUGACUCUCUAGCAUUAUCACGUGGAGUUUUACUGUGGUUCUGUGAUAAUAAACUAAACUAUGUUGUUUUGUGUGUAUUAA
Messenger RNA from Rhinichthys klamathensis goyatoka, 1326 nucleotides. It is a transcript of the gene rab1bb, whose product is annotated as RAB1B, member RAS oncogene family b. The record is from RefSeq and is a predicted model, not a curated record. Gene Ontology annotation, molecular function: GTP binding; GTPase activity. NCBI's taxonomy places the organism in Eukaryota, Metazoa, Chordata, Actinopteri, Cypriniformes, Leuciscidae. The transcript is spliced from 6 exons. Bases 242 to 847 code for a protein of 201 amino acids.